Molecule: messenger RNA, 1301 nt
Organism: Hyla sarda
Lineage: Eukaryota; Metazoa; Chordata; Amphibia; Anura; Hylidae
Gene: CHTOP
Product: chromatin target of PRMT1
Exons: 6
Coding region: 173-907 (244 amino acids)
Source: RefSeq, a predicted model, not a curated record
CAUUUUGGAGCUGAGGGCUUGUGGGGACUCCAUUUUGUAGACGGCGAAGCCCGUGGGGGUCUUAUAGGGCGCUGAGUUAGUGCCGGUGACCGAGCCGCCUCCGUACACACCCGGUAGACAGCAGCAGGCCGCAGCGGUGGCUACAAGGGCGACAAGUGAUCCGGCAGACAAGAUGGCCUCUCCGUCAGCAUCUAAAGUUGUGCUAAAGAGCACCACCAAGCUGUCACUAAACGAGCGCUUUACUAACAUGCUGAAGAACAAACAGCCGAUGCCUGUGAAUAUCCGCGCCACCGUGCAGCAGCAGAGCCUGGCCAGUGCCAGGAACAGAAGACUGGCACAGCAGAUGGAGAACAGGCCCUCUGUGCAAGCCGCUCUCAAGCUCAAACAGAGUUUAAAGCAACGACUUGGUAAGAGCAAUAUCCAGGCCCGAUUAGGGAGACCGAUGGGAGGGCUUCAGCGAGGGGCCGGUGGAAUGCGUGGAGCUGGGAUGGGGCUCCGGGGGUCACAUCGGGGAGUCAUGCGUGUCGGCCGGGGAGGCAGAGGAAUGCAGCGGGGUGCCAUGGUCAUGCGAGGUCAAAACUUGAGAGGCCGAGGUGGCGCCACCAGGAUGGGGCUGAGGAGAGGAGGCAUCCGAGGUCGUGGAGGCCCUGGCCGAGGCCUCAUGAGGGGAGGAGCAAUGGGCCGAGGUGGCAUGGGUGGACGAGGCCGCGGAGGGGUGAUGGCUCGGGGCCGAGGAGGCUUUGGCAGAGGGAGAGGCCGCGGUAGAGGAAGAGGAGUGACACGGCCCUCACUAACCAGAGAACAGCUGGACAAUCAGCUGGACGCCUACAUGUCCAAGACGAAAGGUCACCUGGACGCCGAGCUGGACGCUUACAUGGCUCAGGCUGACCCCGAAUCCAAUGACUGAUACGUUUUUAUUAUGCAAGGGACUGAUCUCCCAGCGUCCGUCUGGACUGGCACAGGGCGGCACCGGAUCAUCUCCUCGUUUUAGAGCUCCUCAUUUUUAUCUUAGGACUUUUUUUUUUCAUUAAUUGUUUUAUGACUUAUGGAGACACCAUGUGACCUCGCCCUCCUCGGGGGAUCGGUUGCUGGCAGAGAGCAGGUUUUGUGGGCUACUUGAAGAUGUUCAUGUCCGCGCCUCUGACGUUUAUGGCCGCAUACACCUGCGUUUUGUAGGGUGCCCCAUAUAUAUUUCAGUUUUGAUAUGUACAUCUCUGACAGCACCAGGAUAACAGUCUGUCCGUGGGCCAAUCGCCUGCAGCGUUACUGUGCAGCCAUCAAUAAACUACAGUCUGAUUGUA